AUGGCUUCGUCGAAGACGUCGAAUACGUACAACAGGCAAAAUUGGGAAGAUUCUACCUUCCCGAUUCUCUGUGAGACAUGCCUUGGACCGAGCCCGUUUGUGCGCAUGAUGAAAGAGCGCUACGGAAAGGAGUGCAAAAUCUGCUCUCGUCCCUUCACAGUUUUCCGGUGGAGCCCCGGCCCUAAAGCUCGGUUUAAAAAAACUGAAAUCUGCCAGACCUGUGCCAAAGUCAAAAAUGUCUGCCAGACUUGCAUCUUUGAUUUAGAAUAUGGCCUACCUGUCGAAGUACGGGAUAAGGCCCUCCGACUAAAUCAGCAACUCCCUCGCAGUGAUGUAAACCGCGAGUACUUCCACCAACAAAUUGAGCAGCAACUAGAAGCCUCAGGUGAUGUUACUGCUCCCUAUGGCGGCCAUGAACUCAUUGGCAAGGCCAUAGCCGGUUCUAACACUGCAGCUGGCACUACAAGCUCCGAUUUGCUGCUUAAACUGGCUCGUACCACGCCAUACUACCGCAGGAACCGGCCUCACAUUUGCUCGUUCUGGGUGAAAGGUGAAUGUCGCCGUGGUGAAGAGUGUCCCUACAGGCACGAAAAACCCACCGAUCCUGAUGACCCACUCUCCGACCAAAACCUUCGUGAUCGUUACUACGGCAAUGACGAUCCUGUGGCCGCCAAGCUUCUGUCCAAGUACCGUUCGAUGCCGAAGUUGACACCGCCGGAGGAUCGCACCAUCACCACCCUCUACAUUGGUGGUGUGCCUGAGGAGUUAACGGAGAAGGACUUGCGCGACCACUUCUACCAAUUCGGGGAAUUGCGUUCCGUCAGCAUACACUACAAACAACACUGUGCCUUCCUACAAUUCACCACUCGCGAAGCGGCUGAGAAAGCCGCUGAGCGUAGUUACGAUCGCCUGAUCCUCAAGGGCCAUCGAUUAACUCUAAAUUGGGGCAAGUCUCCAGCGGCAUUGGCUGCGGCGAAUGCGGGAAUCAGCGUGAAUGGUGCCGUCGCCGCGGAUGCCCUGCCACCCGUUCCGGGCCUGCCACUUCCACCAGCGCCGCCGCCACCUUCGUUGCUCCCUUCCACCUCUGCGUACCAAAUUGCAGGACCCGCUGGGUCAUUCUUCUCGGCUCCGCUGCCCCCACCUCUUCCCAUGCCCGUGGUGCAGCUUGCUCCGCCUGUUGUUGAUCCCAGUGCAGCGUUUAUGGCUGGCCAACGGGGUCCGCCGCCUCCUCCGUUACUGGCACCGCCGCCACCGCCACCACCACCUCCGGCAGCGGCUGUGGGAGCAGCAGCCCUCGCAAACCUCCCUCCCCCUCCACCACCCCCAUCGUCCGUUGCCUCGCUCAUGCAGCAGCAGCAGGCGACCGCUCUGCCGACUAGUAAUGACGACGAACCCUCCAUCUCACAGGGCAUCGCAAAGGACCUCCCUUCACUGGGCAUUCACUACCCCAGCCAGAACCCCCAGCGCAUGGGGAGCGUGCCUCAAACCCAGAAGCAUCUGUAG
Mesocestoides corti is the source of this 1503-nucleotide messenger RNA. Lineage: Eukaryota; Metazoa; Platyhelminthes; Cestoda; Cyclophyllidea; Mesocestoididae. The record is from the annotation of a GenBank genome assembly.